Messenger RNA from Harmonia axyridis, 1506 nucleotides. RefSeq lists its product as uncharacterized. The record is from RefSeq and is a predicted model, not a curated record. Bases 1 to 1506 code for a protein of 501 amino acids. The transcript has a single exon. NCBI's taxonomy places the organism in Eukaryota, Metazoa, Arthropoda, Insecta, Coleoptera, Coccinellidae.
AUGCCGUCAACGGAUAAAUUGAAGGCCUCUUUAGCAACAUCUGUCAUUAAGCGCGAGAAUGCAUUUUCUGCGGCAUCUACUCUUCUUAAAUUAAUAGAGGAUUUGACCACAGAAGUCGAUGUGGCCAACAUGUGUCUGGCUGAGUUGGUCAAAGUGGAAAAGACUUUCAGGGAGGCUGAUGAGUUAGUUGUCCAACUCAAUUCUCAGCUAGAGGAGCCUGGUCAGAUGGGAUCACCAUCAAAAUUCGAGGCAUUUUUUGAAAUUUGCCUACAGGUACGUGUCGCCCAUAGUCGUCUAACCGCAUCUACGUCUGUUAAGGCGCCAUCAUUGUCAUCGGCUGAGCUACCUAUUCCGAGGGUUGACCUGCCUUGCUUUCAGGGCAAGGUUGAGGAAUGGCCCGGAUUCAUCUCUCUAUUCGACGCCUUAGUGCAUCAGAACAAUUCCCUGGCGCCCGUUCAGAAGUUUCACCUCUUGGCAUCUGCCAUCUCUGGUGAAGCAGCAUCUGUCAUCUCUGGCUUUCAACUAAAUUCGGUGAAUUACCCUCUGGCCUAUCAAGCCCUUCACUCCCGGUAUCAAAACCCUCGUCGGUUGGCGAAUCUUUAUGUGAAUCAGAUCUUGGAUUCACGGCCCGCAUCUGUGUCUUCCUUACCACAGUUGAAGAAAUUCGUCACGACGCAUCAGAAUGCCAUUCAUGCUAUCAAGGCAUUACCCAUUUCAGAUCUGGCUGACUUCCUCUUGUUUUCUCUAGCUUUGCGCAACCUCGAUAUACCAUCUCGCCACUUGUUUGAGGGGCAGUUAUCCUCUGAUGACUUUCCCACUCUCGCUCAGUUGCUCGAAUUCACCAAUCGACAGUUGCGAUUGUUGGAGAGCACUUCCGUCACCUCAUCCAUUGCGCCGAAGGGAUCAUUAAGACCUCAAUCUCCAGCAGGCUCAGCAUCUGUUUCCCCAUCGUCUGUGCCUUCAUCCUCUGGUGUGUAUCCUCGCCGCCCUGCUAACGCUGGUGCGUGCCCUUCGUCGUCUUCCGCGUGUGUGUUUUGCUCAGCGAAUCAUUCUGUUCGCCAGUGUCGUGAGUUCAAGGCCAUGAACGUUAAUCAGCGACGAGCUUUCGUGACUGAAAGGCGACUAUGUAGAAAUUGCAUGUCGUCUUUCCAUGCCACCGCUAAGUGCAGUUCGGGUCAGAGCUGUCACACAUGCGGGGGACGACACCAUACAAUUCUCCAUCUGGCAUCUGCUGCCGCGGUAUCUGCUGCCACUGCAUCCCCUUCCGUUUCCUAUGCUGGAAGGAAAUCCCUUUCAACGGAAGAACGUCCUUCUUCGCCCUCUGUUUCAUCAGAGGAGCCAACCCGUGCUUUCACCUCUCGGGGCACCUCAAUAAGAGCUCGAUCAGCGGGGAUCUCGCUGAUGUCACGCCGAAGCCCUGAGGCGGCAGGUUCAGUGUCGUCCCGAGCCUCGCCAGCUUCACCUCCCCUUUAUUCUUCCCACUCCCCUGGAAGUGGUUCCGAAUGA